UUUCAUGAUACAAAAUAUGUUCAUGUCAUAUUGCAUUACUUGAUCCAGGUUGCUAUUAGAAAAGUGUUGCCCAAGAAUGUGUCUUUGGUCUUAAUUAGGUUGGGGAAUUAUUUUAGAGCCAUAUGUAGUAAGGCUAUAAGGAGAAGCGAUCUUGAUAAGCUGAAGGCCGAAAUCAUUGAUAUAGAAUAUGAGCUUGAAAAGUUUUUUCCUCCAUCUUUUUUUGAUAUAAUGACAUAUUUGCCUAUCCAUUUAGUGAAUGAAAUUAAGCUUGGAGGCCCGACUCAUUUGCGUUGGAUGUAUUCUAUUGAAACAACUCUGUGUCACUUCAAGGGGAUUGUUCGUAAUAAAAAAAAUUCAGAAUUGGCAAUAGUAGAGGAUUUUUCAGCUAUAGAUUGUUUGACCUUUAUUUCGAGAUACCUACAUGAUACGGUGAAGACACCAUUUAAUAGGUAUCAAACCGAGAGUGAUGAGGACAAUCAAAUAGAGGAAGGUAAUGCUCCAUCUUUAUUUCCUAAGACAUGUCAUCCAAUCGAAAGUAUGAAUAAAAGGAAAGGGAAGACUUUUAACGUGGAGAAUCAUGAGAUGUAUGGAGCUCACCCAUAUGUUUUGUUCAAUACCGGAGAUGAAAAAGUAGACACAUUCAUCGAGAAACAUAAGAAUUUAAUUUACAAUCGUACUAGAGGAAAUGCAUGGGUAAAUGCACAAAUCCGUAGUAGAGAAUUUAGUGAUUGAUUUAGGGAUAAAGUUAAAAAUAUUGAAGUGUCCAAUCAUUUAAGAUGGCUUGCUAAAGGGCCUAAUUUUGUGGCUAAAAGAUAUACUGGAUAUUUCAUUAAUGGAUAUAGAUUUCAUACAAAGACAUGGGAUGUCGCUUGCAAGACUCAGAGUAGUGGAGUUACUUUGUCAACAUCAACAAAUAGUUUUGCUAAUGCUAGGGACCAAAAUCCUAUCGAUGGAAUGGUUAUCUAUUAUGGAAUUAUUCAGGAUGUCAUUGAGAUUGAUUAUUGGGGUUGCUUUAGUGUUAUACAUUUUAGAUGUGAUUUGUUUCAUAAUGAAGUUGAUGAAUAUGGAUUGACUUGGGUAUACUUCAAUAAAAAA
Messenger RNA from Solanum pennellii, 1095 nucleotides. RefSeq lists its product as uncharacterized. Bases 229 to 732 code for a protein of 167 amino acids. The transcript is spliced from 2 exons. The record is from RefSeq and is a predicted model, not a curated record. Lineage: Eukaryota; Viridiplantae; Streptophyta; Magnoliopsida; Solanales; Solanaceae.